GAAAAUAAGAUGAGAGAAAGGGAGAAAAAAGAUGCUCCUUACAGUCCUUAGUAAGAAAGAAAUGUAUGAGAAAGGGAAUGUAUCAUUAGUAGAAAAGGAUGAACCUCAUUCCUAAGAAUAGGAAUUUUACCCCAGGGGAGGUAAAUUGAACUAUAAUUCAAGUCUAACAAAUAAUAAGUGACAUCUAUCUCUGGUAAAUCCAAGGGCUCCGUGAUGUGCAUGUCGCUGCUCAAUGCCAUUGCAAAGUGUUGAACUUGGGCAGUACCACUUUAAUACCCCUUGUUUGUCAGGCUAGGCCCCCGGCAGGAAUAUAUCAUUUGUAUGUUGUUUGGUAUAGUAGAAUAGACAGAGAAGAUAGAUAAGAGCGAAAAGCUUUUACCAGAAAAGCAAUGUACUAUUAUUACUACUAUUAAUUUUGUUUUUGGAAAUUAGGAGGGAAUCGAGUCACCAUAAAAGAGAAGACUAGAACAGGAAAAUGGAUAAAAUGGGAAAUAUUCAACAGAUGCGAGCUUUCCCUUUUCUUCUCAUUCGAGAAAAUAAAAAAUAAAAAGUGGUGGACUUCGUACCAUUUUACUCGGUAUUCCCCAUUUCUCUUUUCUACCAAACUAGAGAACAUUUCCUUUUCUUCCCCUUUUCUACUAUACCAAACAAACCAUUAGGCUUUAUGGGACAAGUGCUUUAUUUGCAGUAUGAUCUAAGCAAGUUCUGCCCCUAUAACACUGUUUUGUUUGAUCACAGUGAUCCAUCAAUAAAUACAGUUUUGACAGCACCAACAGACAAACCUGGUGUAGCAUUGAUGGAUUUUGUCAUUUUCCCACCGCGGUGGUUGGUCGCAGAACACACUUUUCGUCCUCCUUAUUACCAUCGCAAUUGUAUGAGUGAAUUUAUGGGCCUAAUCUAUGGAGGAUAUGAGGCAAAAGCUGAUGGUUUUCUUCCAGGCGGUGCAAGCCUCCAUAGCUGCAUGACUCCACAUGGUCCCGAUACGAAAACAUACGAGAAAACCAUUGCGCUUGGAAAUGAAGUGGGGCCAGAUAAAAUCACGGGAACGAUGGCGUUCAUGUUCGAAUCAUGCCUUGUGCCUCGGGUAUGUCCAUGGGCAAUUGGUUCACCAUUCAUGGAUCAUGAUUACUAUCAGUGUUGGAUUGGUCUGAAGUCUCACUUCACACAUGGAUCAUCUUCAAACCCAUAAUGGGAACCCUUUUAUAAAUUUAAAUAUUGGAUAUCAGCAAUGAAAUAAAAGCUAAUGUAUGUAUGCAAUUCAAACAGAAGCGAAAAAUUAUAAUAAUGAUGUAUAUAGCGUGUUUUACUUGGUAUUUGAGCUUUUGAUCUUGGAAAAUGCUCAAUUGUAACCAUGUUGUCUUUCAAGUGAUGGGGUGUGGCUCCCUUUUGGGUGAUGACCAUCAUGGCCGUGACAAGUUUUCUCAUAUCUUUUUUCAACCCAUCAAAAUAAUUUACUUUUGUACCACAUCACGUUUUGGUCACUCUUCCUAAUCAAGUCCAAUUACAUAU
This is a messenger RNA of Cuscuta campestris, 1509 nucleotides long. The record is from the annotation of a GenBank genome assembly. NCBI's taxonomy places the organism in Eukaryota, Viridiplantae, Streptophyta, Magnoliopsida, Solanales, Convolvulaceae.